ACGGUUUUCAUCAUCAGCACGGAAAAUAAGAUUUUUCUAAGAUUAAAAAAAAAGGCCGGCAAAACCAAGUCUUUAGUUUUGCUCUCAUUUUUAUUUUUUUAUUUUUUUAUUGUUUUAUUUUAUUUUAGUAUUUAUAUUUCCAUUUAGAAGUUCUCUGCCAUUUCCCAGUAAUAGAACUGGGGUCUUUUCCAUUUAUUUUCUUAAAUUUUUCUAUUAUUUGUUGUUGGUUUUCACCCAUGUUUUGAGUUAUUGGAUGAAAUCAUAGAGAUGGGUUUUCUCAGUAGUGUUUUGGGGCUCAUUGGUUUUGGAUUUGGAAUACCUAUUGGUGCUCUGUUGGGCUAUUUCUUGUUCAUAUACUUCCAGACCAAAGAAAUCAAGGAUCCAAAUAUAAGGCCAAUUAAUGAAUUGGAUUCAACAGCAUUGCAUUCCCUUCUGCCAGAGAUUCCUUCAUGGGUGAAGAACCCAGACUAUGACAGAGUAGACUGGCUGAACAAGUUUGUUCAUGAUAUGUGGCCUUACCUAGACAAGGCAAUAUGUAGAACAAUAAAACAAAUGGCAGAACCAAUAUUUGGUCAGUACACUGGGAAGUUUUGCAUUGAGUCUAUUCAGUUUGACAGCCUAACUCUUGGGUCUCUGCCUCCGACUGUUCAAGGGGUUAAAAUCUAUGACACACAGGAAAAGGAUUUGGUUUUGGAGCCUGUGCUUAAGUGGGCUGGAAACCCCAACAUAUCAGUCAUUGUAAAAGCCCUAUCUCUUCCGGUGACUGUGCAGCUACUGGAUCUGCAAAUUUGCCUAACUCCUCGCAUAACUAUGAAGCCACUCGUGCCAUCUUUCCCAUGCUUUGCCAACGUGAUUGUGUCCUUGAUGGAGAAGCCCCAUGUCGAUUUUGGACUGAAGUUACUUGGAGGUGAUAUCAUGGCUAUCCCUGGUCUCUAUCGAUAUGUUCAGGAGAAGAUUAAAGAACAAAUUGUUUGCCUUUACCUAUGGCCAAAAGUAUUGGAAAUACCUAUUCUUGAAAAUACUAGGGCCAUGAAGAAGCCGGUAGGCGUACUUCAUGUUAAGGUUGUCCGGGCGAUCAACCUCAGAAAGAUGGAUUUAUUGGGGAAAUCCGAUCCCUAUGUGAAGCUUUGCCUAAGUGAGGAGAAACUACCAGCAAAGAAAACCACCAUCAAAAUGAGCAAUCUGAGCCCUGAGUGGAACGAGCAGUUCAAGCUUGUUGUGAAGGAUCCCGAGUCUCAAGUCCUUGAACUCCAUGUCUAUGAUUGGGAUAAGGUUGGUUCACAUGAUAAGUUGGGAAUGCAAGUCAUUCCUCUUAGGCUGCUGACUCCACAUGAGACCAAGACGUUUGAGCUUGAGUUACUUAAGAACAUGAAUCUCAAUGAUCCCCAAAACAAGAGGAAUAGAGGUCAAAUUGUGGUUGAGGCCACCUUUAACCCUUUCAAAGAGACAAACCGCUCAUCUAGUGGAUCAUCACUAGGUGAUGAAGUGGGUGAAGUUGAGGGGGAUCAUGAAAACUUGCCUACUACUGGUGGGUGGCUUUCGAUCAUCAUCCAAAGUGCCGAGGAUGUUGAGGGAAAGCAUCACACAAACCCUUAUGUGUUGAUCCUUUUCAAAGGAGAGCGGAAGAAAACUAAGUUGGUAAAAAACUGCAGGGACCCAGUUUGGAAUGAAGAGUUCCAGUUCAUGAUGGAAGAAGCUCCUAGAGAUGAGAAGAUCCACAUUGAAGUCAUGAGCAGGAGAAAGGGGUUCAAUUUUCAUUCAAAGGAAUCUCUGGGACUUGUUGACAUGGAUCUAAUGGAUGUUGUGAAUAACGGACGCAUCAAUGACAAAUUCCAUCUCAUCAACUCGAAGAAUGGCACAAUACUUGUUGAGAUGAGAUGGAAAUCCAUUUAAAGAAAAAUAAAUGUGAACAGAAAAAAAAAAAAAAA
Amborella trichopoda is the source of this 1928-nucleotide messenger RNA. RefSeq names its product synaptotagmin-2. Gene Ontology annotation, molecular function: lipid binding. Gene Ontology annotation, cellular component: endoplasmic reticulum. NCBI's taxonomy places the organism in Eukaryota, Viridiplantae, Streptophyta, Magnoliopsida, Amborellales, Amborellaceae. The record is from RefSeq and is a predicted model, not a curated record.